Messenger RNA from Carica papaya (papaya), 1833 nucleotides. Its product is annotated as GroES-like zinc-binding alcohol dehydrogenase family protein. Gene Ontology annotation, molecular function: oxidoreductase activity. Lineage: Eukaryota; Viridiplantae; Streptophyta; Magnoliopsida; Brassicales; Caricaceae. The record is from RefSeq and is a predicted model, not a curated record.
UUUUUGUUCUCUCUCUCUGCGGAUUUCCGAACAAGAAAAACAAAAAAAAAAAAAGACGAAGCAGAUACUAGGUAGAGUUGGGAGCAAAAUCACAACUGCGAAAUGGCGUUUCCUAGUUUAAUUCGAAGCCGUGCUUUCUGCAGGAAGUUCUUCUCCUCCAAAAAGCACAGCUCCUCCAUAUUUUGCUCUCUUGCAUCUACAUAUCCGCAUCACCUUGAAAAUGGCAAUUGUACUGAUGAAAAUAUCAAGAGUCUCCCGAGCCAAUCAUUUUCAUCAGCUGCAUAUCACGUCAGUUCGGGUGGGUUCAUGCGGGGAGCUGUAUUUUGGGAACCUAAUAAGCCCCUCACCAUCGAAGAAUUCCAUUUGCCUCGUCCCAAAGCCGGCGAAGUUCUCGUCAAAACCAAAGCCUGCGGCGUGUGCCAUUCAGAUCUCCAUGUGAUAAAAGGAGAGAUUCCAUUUGCCAGUCCUUGUGUUGUGGGGCAUGAGAUCACUGGGGAAGUUGUUGAACACGGACCUCUCACAGAUGGCAAAAUCAUAGAAAGAUUUCCGGUUGGAUCUCGUGUCGUUGGAGCUUUCAUCAUGCCUUGUGGAAACUGUUCAUAUUGUUCAAAGGGCCAUGAUGAUUUAUGUGAAGAUUUCUUUGCUUAUAAUCGAGCGAAAGGAACUCUUUAUGAUGGUGAAACUCGCUUAUUCCUGCACAGCAAUGGAAAACCAGUAUUCAUGUAUAGCAUGGGGGGCCUUGCUGAGUACUGUGUGAUCCCAGCACAUGGAUUGGCCAUUUUACCAAACUCCCUGCCAUACACAGAAUCUGCAGUUUUAGGAUGCGCGGUGUUCACUGCUUAUGGUGCUAUGGCCCAUGCGGCUGAGGUGCAUCCAGGGGAUUCUGUUGCUGUUAUUGGAAUUGGGGGUGUUGGCUCAAGUUGUUUGCAGAUAGCAAAAGCAUUUGGUGCUUCUGAUAUAAUUGCAGUGGAUGUUCAAGAUGAAAAACUUCAGAAGGCUAAGACUUUUGGUGCAACUCACACUGUAAAUGCAAUUCAAGAAGAUGCUGUGGAAAAGAUUAGAGAAAUAACUGGGGGAAGGGGUGUUGAUAUUGCUGUAGAAGCCUUGGGAAGACCACAAACAUUUUUGCAGUGCAUACAAAGUGUAAAAGAUGGCGGAAAAGCUGUUAUGAUUGGACUUGCGCAAUCUGGUGCUGUUGGGGAGGUAGAUAUAAACCGUCUUGUUCGUAGAAAGAUAAAAGUCAUUGGGUCAUAUGGAGGAAGGGCAAGGCAGGAUCUUCCUAAGUUGGUUAAGUUGGCAGAAACAGGUAUAUUCAAUCUUACCAAUGCUGUUACAAGAAAAUACAACUUUGAGGAGGCAGGCAAAGCAUACCAGGAUCUGAACCAGGGAAGCAUCAUCAGUAGAGCUGUUGUUGAAAUAAUGUAGCCCUUCCUUACUCCGAGCAGCUGUCAUAUUCUGGCCACAUUUGAAAUAAAAGGUACAUAUCUGACUCAAUCUGGAGUCUGUAAGGUAAAACAACAAUCCUACUUGAGUUAUUGUGUUAAUACUUUGCAGUAAAUGUGAUGCUACGAUACUUGGUUGUGCGGCAAGCCAAAUUUGCCAACAUUAAACACUAUACUGGUCUACGCUUGUGAUAUUGAUCAGGGUUUGAUCUGGGCUACCCUGCAACCAUCUACGACUUUCUCUGUAAAUUUUGUUCUCACUAGACCUGUGCAUUAUGUUCUAAUGUUGAAUGGCAGUUAUUGCUUGGCAGUUCCUUUGUCAUGAUCUAGAUUUCAUCUUACAAUAUGCAGUUGCAGAAUAAAGGCUAUUGAUUUUGUGAUUUGCUAAUGA